Messenger RNA from Hippocampus zosterae (dwarf seahorse), 3172 nucleotides. RefSeq lists its product as uncharacterized. Bases 260 to 868 code for a protein of 202 amino acids. The transcript has 6 exons. Lineage: Eukaryota; Metazoa; Chordata; Actinopteri; Syngnathiformes; Syngnathidae. The record is from RefSeq and is a predicted model, not a curated record.
UCAUGAUUUAUACUGGCUGGAGCCGGAGGGGGAGGGGGGGGGGGCUCUGGAUGUAAAGAUUCACACAAUCCAAGACCACAUACUCCAUGUGACGUCCGUCUCCAAGGGUAAUGUCUUCUUCGCUCGCUUGAAUAGUCCCCCCCCCGCCGCACAUCAGCGUCCCUCUAAGUUUGACUUCAGAGCGUGAGUCACUCCCCAAGUAAUAACUUUGAGCCUUGCCGAAUGAGAGGAAAUUAAUUCUCGCAUCACAUUUCACAGCAUGAUGAAUGCACAUGCUUGGCUUGAAGAUGACUUCGUAAGACUUCGGUUUAGUUCGGCGGGCGAUCAAAAUGUUUCCUGCACACAAGGCAGGAGGAGGAGUCCUGCGAAUCCUCUCAACCCAUCAGCGUGGCGCCUUAUGCCCGAUUCGCCAAGCACCGGCGACCAAGAUUCGAACCAAGACCGAGAUGCAGAGGAAAACUCAAAGGUGGAAGGGCGAGAAGCAGGAGGGCCAGGGGGCGCGUCGCAGCUCCUCCGCACCGCCGCCGUCAGGUGCGACGAGGCCACGCACACGCCGACAGGACCACGCGUUGCCCCCCAGCUGCCACCCCCCCCCCCCCCCCUCUUCCUCACUCACUCACUCCAUCAUCUGCAUUCGACACAUGCUCCAGCGUUUCUGGGACAGGCAUUCCCAGAAAGGCAGCUUCUCAUCAUCGCUGUGGACCAAGUGAAUUUCCAUCCCUCAGGAUAUCAUCGACACGGCAGCGACGAUUUCAGCUAUGCCUUGAAAUGUCGCGGGCAUACCAGAGCCAAUCCCAGCUGUCUUCGGGCAGUCGGCGGGGGACCCCCUGAACUGAAAGAAGAAAUACCUAAAAGGUCUGAUUGGUGAGAAUUACUCAUUGGUAUUCACGCGGCUCGCACAAAUCUCCGCCGCACAAGAGGAAUGAUGGAAUGAUCCUCGGGAAUAUUCCAAAAAUCGGCCUAGUCGGCAUCCUUACUUAUCUGCUGCUCCACCUGGUCGAUGUCGCAAAGCCAAGCGAGCAGACGGCGAGACGACGAGAGCGGGCCGCGCCGCUGCUGAUCAGAUAAAAAAAAAAAAAAAAAAGGUAAGUUGAAGACGGCGGCAAAUGAAUUUUGAACACGUUAUGAAGACAUAGCUCCUUUUUUGUGCAGCGCAUGUACUGACACACCGCCUCGCUCCGCUUUCCCCGUGGUGUUAUCACUCUCUCAAUAUUACCCCCCCCCCCUCCCCAGAUCGGAGUUUUCCAUAGUGUGGUCUGUACAAACCAGACUCCAAGUGGUCCCUAAAGAAAGUGGAUAGUUUACAUUUUGAAACAAUUACAGAGUUGUCUUCAUAGAAGGUUGAACACCAGGAUUCAACAAAAUACCCCAAAGGUCAAGAAUGCUAGCACGUUUGCGCCUUCCUUAAUUUUCCUCCAAAACGUGGGUGAAUUUCCUCACGGUACAAAUCAUUCCUUGAGGCUUUCAGUGUACAAUGCGUUGUCAAAGUGAUUGACAGGCCUGUUGCUUUUGGAGAGUAGGUGGUCCGUAAGUGUUAUUGGCGUGAUUGGUAGUUUUCAUUCGCCCGCUGUCCUCCAGCGUUCAGCCAUUGUGGAAAGAACUUCAUUUUUACGCGCAAAUUAGCCUUAUCGCAUUGCGUAUAAUUGAAUUAAGGUGUCGUUUAAACGCGGCAAAUGAGCACAAACAAGCGCAAUCAAGACUUAGCAGAUUUUGAUGAUUGCUUAUGGAAUUUGUACUCCCCAAUUGACUCGAUGUGUGCGAUGCCGGGAGAAAGUAGUUCCGGCAGACGGACUGGCAGAAAUUGUCAAUUGACCCUUGAUUCCUCACAGGGGGGAGGGGGGGGGGGGGGUAUUCCAACUACCCCGGAGUGGCUCCAGAAGUCUUGAACGAGCCCAAGUCUUGGCUGUCAAAGGAGCCACUUUAUUCUUGAAUUCACUCGAGAGACUUUUUAUGUGCUUCCGUGCUUGCGGUUGUUUUGGGAAGAUGAUAAAUGGCAGUAAAGGCGCACGUCCAUGGGUGAAUAAUACAGUCUUGGAGCUCAGAUAAUUAGUCAAUACCCUGACGUUGACACAUGAGGUCUUCAACAUUCAUUCAAAAAAAAAAAAAUACAUAAAUAAUGAUUAAAUGUGUGAAUAAAAAUAAUUCCCCACAGUAGGUUGAGUAAAUGAUUUCAAAGGCCCAUCGUUAUGAUAUAGUACACUCAUCUGCAUCUUUUUUUUUAUCAGCAAAAUUGGGGUUUGUUUGUUUUUUAAUCCCCUUAAAAUGUGCAAAUCGGGCCUCUCAAUUUUGCUGACUCCGCCUAGCCUGAAUUUAACGCUAAUGAGGUGGACGGGAAGGGUCCUAAUGUCUACUAAUUAUCUCGGCGGUAGGGAAGACAAACUGAGCGGACAACCUCCCAGCGUUGGUUACAAGGUGUUCACUGAUUAAUUCGUUUUUUUUUUUUGUCCUCUGACGGAAGAUGGGCAAUACGACGGCUUAUGUACAUCUGCACUUGGAUCACCCAUUUCGAUGGCUUUGAGUUUUAAAACGGGGUUUACAAAAGAGAAAUUACAAAAAUACACUGCUACAAUAUUACCAACUCAACUAACGGUGAGUGCGGAGAGUACAUCGCAAGAGCCCAGUGCACGUACGAACUCAAUCUGAAAUUUCUCAGUGAGGCUUCUCGUCUUGGCUCUUAUGACUCCGUCCCACGAGCAGUGGCGUUGAUUAAUGUGUAACCUUUUGCGGCUCGGCCCGUGUAUGAUGUGCCUCAGACGGCCUUGAAAUGAGGAAAAAUGGGAAGAAGUGCCAAAAGUGGUCGAUCUGUGCCAACGUGCUGGGUGCAGCCUUUGCGCCAUCCACGCCGGCGGAUGAAGUGGCACGAAGCUCAUCCCGAAAGCCACAGCUUGGAUCUCAUCGCAGUGUUUGCUUUCAAGAAAUGGCAAUCAUGGGAUAGGAUCUCACUCACCUUGUGUUGUUGAUCACUUGACCUCCCGCGCCCUUUCUCUAGCAACAGCCUGCCUGCUGCGGUUUAAUUUGUGCAACAUUGCCCCCUUUUGUCUAUUCCAUCGUACGCCAUGUGAUGGGGGCGAUGCUGCUCGGUAGCAGAGUACAUCGAUUUAGAAGCAGCUUCUCCAGGCAAAUUAAACCACACGUGUGCAAUGCUACGUUUUUCUCUUUGAUUUGUUGAAAA